This is a messenger RNA of Ictalurus furcatus (blue catfish), 976 nucleotides long. It is a transcript of the gene lratb.2, whose product is annotated as lecithin retinol acyltransferase b, tandem duplicate 2. Gene Ontology annotation, molecular function: phosphatidylcholine-retinol O-acyltransferase activity. Lineage: Eukaryota; Metazoa; Chordata; Actinopteri; Siluriformes; Ictaluridae. The transcript has 2 exons. Gene Ontology annotation, biological process: retinol metabolic process. The coding region runs from base 10 to 771 and encodes 253 amino acids. The record is from RefSeq and is a predicted model, not a curated record.
GUAAUCCUCAUGCCCCUCCUCAGCCUCCACACGGAGGAUAAAACCUUCCCGAGCCUUUCCGAAACGCAACUCAUCUCUCCGACGAUGUUUCUCCUGCGGUUCCUCAGCACCUUUUUCACAGCACUGAUCCCGGACGAGGACAAAAAGAAGCUGAAAGCAGGCACAUAUGACAUCUCCAUGUUUAAGCGCGGGGAUCUCCUAGAGGUUCCACGAACGCUCUUCACACAUUUUGGGAUCUACCUGGGCAACAACCGUGUGGCUCACCUCAUUCCUGACAUCCUGCCCGUUAUCUCAUCUGAUAAAAGCGCCAUCUCCGCGAUGGUGACCAACAACCGGCUGAUCCUGGGUGCGAUCAUGAAGAAGGCCAGCGUUCGAGUGGACUCUGUGGAGGACUUUGCGUACGGAGCUGAGAUUCUGGUGAACAGCAUGGACAGGGUGUGCAGUCGGCCGCCGCUCCACGGUGAAGAGGUGGCCAGGCGAGCGGAGAAGCUGACGGGAUCCGUGGAUUACAGUCUGCUGUGGUUCAACUGUGAACAUUACGUCAUGUUCUGCAGAUACGGAACCAGCAUGAGCUUUCAGACCUACCAGGUACAACAUCUCACAACUCAACAUACAUUCUGUAAAAGUGUCAGGAAGAUGGUGUUCAGUAGGACCAGCUCGUUCCUGAGUCUUGUGAUGUGUGUGUUCAUUACGGUGUUUCUGGGCAGUGUGUCGGUGUGUGGAGUGUUACUCAUGCUGAUCAUUCCCUUCACCAUAUGGAUGGCAUCGUGACUCUAAAGGUUAAUACAGACCAUGGUUUACUGGUCUCCAUGUAACUUUUUGCAUUGUUAUUACUGAACACUGUCGUGUAGAUUAGGAGUUAUCACCGUGUUCAUCUCACUACUGAUAUACAUUAGUGUAGAGAAUAAAAUCUACAUCAAGCUGGUGGAAAGUUCCAGAUUACGUGUGAACACUGAAUCUUAUGUGAGAAUAUCUG